CACAUGACGUCAGAGCAGCUCUGACAUUGUACAGCACUGCUCCUCUGUGAAUCUCUCCGGCUGAGCAUCUGCUCCUGGAUCUUAUAUAAAGCCAGCAGGAUGGGAGCCCCUGAACACUGGAGCUGUGACCUCAGCCUUUUGCUGUCACUUAUAGUUAUAGUGUCUGCUGUCAGUGCAGGGGAUCCUUUUGACGCCCAGCUAGGAGACAUCUCCUCCUGCAGCCAACAGUGUCAGCUCACCUUCAAGCUCAAGAGCUCUUCAGAAGAUGAUAUCCUUGGCGCCUGCUACAGAGGGUGCAGACUUUUUUCAAUUUGCCAUUUUGUGGAUGUCAAUGCUGACCUCAAUACCACUAGAGCUGAGUGCGAGUCAGCCUGUGCUGAAGCCUAUUCCAAAACAGCUGAGCAAUAUGGUUGUACAACCGGUUGCAGAAAAGAGCUCAUCGAAGUCGAAAGCCAGAAGGAAAAGAUGCUGGAUCUUAGACUUCCAACUUCCUUUUCCAUGUUUGACUUGAUCUCUGGCUUCUGCAGUGAUAUUGUGAGUUCAGCACAGAGCUUUAUCUCAUCUACCUGGACUUUCUACCUGCAGUCUGAUGAUGGGAAAGUUGUGGUUUUCCAGUCACAGCCAGAAGUCGAAUACCCAGUGCUGGAGCUUCAAGCUCCAAGAUCUGAAGUCACUGAAAAGACUUGGCUUUCCUCACGAUUCAACACCCUGAAACCUCACACAGGUGCACGUGACAAAACUGAGAAGAGUUCAAUUAAGGAGUCCAAAGUGAAGCAUAAGUUGCCCCACAUGGAAACCCCACAGUCAGAACACGAUUUUCUGGGCUGUAUGUCUAAGCGCUCAGGAUUACCACGUUGGAUUCUGGCUGCAUGCUUGUUCCUGUCCAUCAUGGUGAUGCUUUGGCUUAGCUGUGCCAGCUUGGUGACUGCUCCUGAUCAACAUAUAAAGGCUCAGCCACUAAGCAUAAACGGAGACAAGGAAUAUCUGGAAGACAUGGAAAAGCCAGACCCAUUUCCACUGCCUCCUGUUGUGGCUGUUACCAUCUGCCCUACUGAAGAAAGUGAGGAAGCUGGACCACUACCAGUGAAAGUGGACCUUGAUAAAACCAUAAUAUAAAACGGUCUAUUAUACACCUUUAGUGCUUGAGGUGAUUCGAUACCACAAUGCAUUAAAGGGGAUAAUUGUUUCGUUAUGCUGGUUUCAUGAACUGUACUCUCUUGCUUCCUUUUGUUGCAACGCAUCUAGGAUGACUGAUCUACAGAUAUAGAACCUACCACAAGAGAGUUAAAGGUUGCGUUGUUGGUUUUGGUAACAAUGAUAUUCCUUUUUCAGCUUUAGAGGUUUUCACUAAUCUAAUUUGCCCACAAUGUUAUGAAAACAAAUAGAUUACAAAGCUGUGCCGUAUGAUCUUUAAAAUGUUCAUCAUAAAAAAUAUAAUGAGGGACAUUUAUCAAUGUUUGCUUAUGUAUUUAUUUUUUUAGUACUUUUUUCUUUACUUUUUUUUUGCUUAUGUGUGACUUAUUUAUCAACUGGUUUCAGCCUGUUGAUAAUUUUCUUUCACGUAAGCAAUUUUUUCUUUUUUACUUUGGUUUUACUUUAGCUUUUUCUGCUCCAUGUUUGAGCUGGAGUAAAUUUAGUCAAUUUUUAACCUUGUUGUGACUUUUUUUUGCGCAGUUGCGACUGUCUCAGUUAAUAAAUACCAGACUACCCGUAGUCCAUUUUAAAAUUAUUACUACGUAGUUAAGUUUUGGAAAACUUGCUUUUCUCGCUUUCCAGUCAAAAUGUCACACGAAAAAUCGCGUAGUCGCAGGUGUGACAUUUGUGCGACAGUUUUAGUAAAAAAAAAAUUAACUAAAUCGCUUGAUAAAUGUCUGUCAAUAUUGUUAAUAAUAAUAAAGAUGUCAGUUACACCUAUGAGACACACUCAGGUUGACUUAAAAACAUCAUAAUCUUUACAUAUUUAGAAACCUUCAUUAAACUGUAUGUUGGCCUUUGUCUUGGUAUCUCUAUGAAGAUAAUAGAGGUACUGCAUGGAUCUAGUAAUCAUUCUUUGUAUUUUUUUUUCUUAUUUCUGGAAAACGUAGAUAAAACUAAAAUGCAAUGCAGCUGUCACAAAGGAAAUGUAUUUUAUAAAUAUAUAAGUAGGCUGCUAAAUUCCUUUAGUAAGCAAGGCUAAGGUUUCCUCUCUUCUUUAAGAUGUUUUGUAGGCCAGUGGCAGUUUAUUGCAAUUAGAAUUGCAGUUGAUUGUUGCAUAUAGCAGUCUAUUUUCCAUUGACUGUCAUGUCACUUUUUAGACUGCAAUAAGAUUUUUUCAAUUGGCUUUAGCAUACAGCUGAGUGCAGGAAAUUUCACCAUUGGGAUUCCUGACAGUAAGAUGCAUUACUUCAACACUGCUUGGUAACUGAUAAUUUUCAAAGUAAGUAUUACACAGGCUGUCUUUGUAAUGUAUAAGGUUGCAGGGUCCUCCAGUGUGAUUGCAGCUUUUUCUAGAAGCUCUUUACUAUGUUUAUAUGCCUUUAAAGGGCAUGGAAAAGGUUAUUGAAAGGUAGACAACUCCUAAAAGUUUUCAUCCAACUGUAACAACGUUUGUUGUUCUUCAGCCUAAUAACUAAAUGUAGGAUCCUGCCAUGUUUAACAGGUUGUGGAUCAAAGAAAACUUCAAAUUGAUGUAGUUAGAAGAGGAUAUUAUACAGGAAUCCUGGAAACAUUUGAUUUUAUUUCCCAUCUUGCCUGAUAAAUGUAGUAGGAAAAUAGAUGGAAUGGCCAUCUGACAGCUCACUGUAGCAACAUGCAUGCCAAAAUAUUUGCAAUAUGGCAGUAUGUAUAUAAGAUUAACACUGUUUUUUCACUUGAUCAUUCACUCGAAAGCCGCAUUGCCCAAGUGUGAAAUUAUGUUUAAUAAUGGGUCUAGUAAGCAUAUCAUUUAGUUUAGUCUUCAUACUGCAAGAUAGCUGAAUAUAUAAUGAAAUGCUUAAUGUACAGGUUCUCAGUUUGACAGAAAGCAAAUAGCUUUUUCAACCUGUUGGUCUAAUUAUUAACACAAUUUCAUUGUAUUUACUGGUAAUAUAUUGCAAAAUUAUAAAAUUAUAAAAAAUUAUAAGAUAAUGCAGACAAAGUAUCACAGUAAUGUUUGUCUGAAGAUGCCUGUGGGCACUUUUUGCAAAAAGAUUUAAUCUGUAGUUUUAUUGAUUCCUUAAAAGCGACUUUCAUUAUGCAUUUUUAUUAGACUUUUCUAAUACUAUAAAUGAGAAAAUUGUUGAUAAAAAAUCUUAGUUAUCCCUCUAGCUCUGCAGCAAUGGAAGACAUAUGAAUGGCAUUUGAAUAUUUUUUAUGGUCUCGUCACAUGUUUCCUGGGUAUUAGUUUACACUUGCAAAGUAAUUGGAAACAGUUUUGAGGAGAUAUGGGCAAUGUAUUGUGUCAUCUUUAAAGGGGUACUCCUCUGGGAAAAAAAAACUUUUUAAAUGAACUGGUGCCAGAAAGUUAAACAGAUUUGUAAAUUACUUCUAUUUAAAAAUCUUAAUCCUUCCUGUAGUUCAGCUUCUGUAUGUUGCACAGAAAGUUCUUUUCUUUUUGAAUUUCCUUUCAGUCUGAUCACAGUGCUGACACCUCUGUCCAUUUUAGGAACUGUCCAGAGUAGGAGCAAAUCCCCAUAGCAAACCUAUCCUGCUCUGGACAGUUCCUAAAAUGGACAGAGGUGUCAGCAGAGAGCACUGUGAUCAGACAGACAGGAAAUUCAAAAAGGAAAGAACUUCCUGUGCAACAUAUAGCAGCUGAUAAGUACUGGAAGGAUUAAUAUUUUUAAAUAGAAGUCAUUUACAAAUCUGUUUAACUUUCUGACACCAGUUGAUUUUAAAAAUAAUGUUUUACAGAGGAGUACCACUUUAAAGAUCAAUAGGUCUAAAAUCAACGUUAGGCUUUGUGGUGGAAAUGUCCACGUACCAACACUUCUAAUUAUUGCUUAGUGUGCAUAUGUAUUUAUAAAGAGAGGAAAGUAAGGUAGUAUUAAACAGGCAGACUUGUAGAUUGAUGCUUGUUGAGGAAGCCUACUAUAUGGCUUGAUUAAAUUACGUGCUAGAUUGUUUGUGUAGCCCUUUACUUCUAUCAUUGUCUUCUGCACAUGCCUUACUACAUGAGUCAUGAGUGGCCGAUGAACAAUGGUUUUUAAACCUGCUUAUAACAGCACUUUGUUGGCUGAUUGAUAGGCCUAUUAGACAGGACAAUGUUGACCAGUUUGACCAAUAAUUUGCCAUGCAAUAGGGCCUUAAGUCACAGUCAGACACCCCCAGUGGUGGAUUCUCUCCAUGGUGAACAAAAGGGUCAAAUGUUAAUAGCAAGCAAACCCCUCACACAUAUUAUAGUAGUCUGGCUUCACCUAAAUUGGUAGGUUCAGACAACUUUUCUCUAACAUGUAUCUUUGAAGGAAGACUGCAUCUGUCAUCAGUAAGCACUCUCAAAAUCAUAAGAAAUGGCCAAAGGAAUGUCUUCAGCGGAAAGUUAAUGAUUAUUGUAAUAAUAUUCAUCAUCUUUUUUUUUCUUCUUCCUCUGUUUCGUUCAACCAAACAAUAUAGGCUUUUAUUGUUUUCCUAUUAAAUGGGGCUUCAUAGAAGAACAAGAUGGUAAUCCACUUAUCCUUUGGCAAUGUCAGGGCAUAAAAAGCAUAAUUUAAAAAGCAGAAAUUUUCUGAUCAGCAUACAUCUUUCAUGUACAUAUAUAACCAGGAAAGCACUAUAGUCUGGACAGUUAGCUCUUUGAUGUUACCUAGAUAUUAUUUAUGUGAAUAUAUUAUCUUUCCCAAAUGAUUAUCUCUUCAUAUUCUAUUUCUUCUACAUAUGAUAUUGAUUUUAAAGUGUGCAUAGGGAAGGUGUAUUCCCAAAAAAAAGUAUCUUCCUCAUUUUUGAAAAGCCAUCUUGGUGUUAGAUGUUUAUGUUCCAAGUUUAUUGCUGCUGUUUACAUUGUUAAAAUGUGUCAAUUAAAAUUCCAAGGAUGACUCAG
Messenger RNA from Hyla sarda, 4993 nucleotides. It is a transcript of the gene TMEM59L, whose product is annotated as transmembrane protein 59 like. The coding region runs from base 100 to 1116 and encodes 338 amino acids. The transcript has 8 exons. The record is from RefSeq and is a predicted model, not a curated record. Lineage: Eukaryota; Metazoa; Chordata; Amphibia; Anura; Hylidae.